CGGCGUGGGGCACAGUAGGGGCCGGCUUUCGGCAGGGAGUGAGGGGUUUGCGUUGGCUGCUGUGUCCCGUGCGCUCUGGACGCGUUCGCAGGGAAGGCGGCUGGGGGUGGAAGGGAGUCCCCGGGAGCCAGGCUGCCAGGUUUAAAAUCCCAUGUCUCUGCCCUCCGCCUCCAAGGCCCUUCAUGCAGCGGCGCCUCCCAUUAGCAGAACUGCCUGCUCGCCUGCUGCCAUGGCUUCAAGGUCACCUUCCCUGCAGGCAGAGAGCAGAGCAGAGCGGCUGCAGCGAGCUGAGCGUCGCCCGAAGAAGAAAGCCAACAGUGUGCGUCUUUCUGCACCCAACCGCCGUGCCCUGGUACUUGCCAACCUGCUGCUGCUGCUGCUCCUGCCUCGUUGCCCAGGUUCUCAAGCGACCAGUUUAACCAAAAAUAGCCUGAAUCCCAACAGUUCUUUGUGGGAUCUGGAUUAUGAAGGACUAUUUCACGGUAAGAAAAUUCUCCCAGGGACUCCUGGCUCAUAUAAAUUCUCCAGCCUUCUUAGAAGUAAUGCUCUUGUAAGUCAUGAGGAAAGAAGAAGGUUGGUAACAAAUCAGAACCUGACUCAGAAAUCAAAGGAAGAGCGGUUAUCCUGUGACACGCUCCUUAAGCUUUACAGAUACGUUUUUAUGGAUGCCUUUGGACCUAAGCUUGCUUGGAGUAUAUUUCGAUUUCAUAACUGUGAUAAGGAAGUCAACCCACCCAAAAUUCAGAUCAACCCUCUCAAGCUGCUGCAAACUAAACUGAAGCCACUGUUGUUAUACCGGGUGCUUAAGGUCCUCAGGGAUAUGGGAGUAUUGGCUGAGGCCCAGCAAUCCAAAGCCUUCUCACUGCUAAAGAAGCAAAUGCUUAAAACAAGGAGAAUGUUGUUUAAGUCUGAAGUGAAACAAAGUGGUACGUAUCUAAGGAGAAUGCAUGUUUCCUGUGUUUUUAACAUUUUCUGCUUGCCUCUAUGUUUACCAGCCUCAUGUGACAAAUGAUGUUUAAUUGAUUCACCUAUGAGCUUAAGGAUAUAUGUUAGAAUGGUGGCUUUUAAGCACUGGUGCUUCCAGCUUUUGCCAUUGAUUAGUACUUGGUUGCCCAUCUUCCUCCCCUCUUUCCAUUUCCUCCCACAUCAUAAGGCCCGUUCCUGCAAUGCUGACUCACUGGCUUCAGUGGGAUUAAUGGCAUGGGUUAUAGGAUCAGCCCCUUAAUGAAAGGCUUGAUGUUCUGCCUCUGUUCUGACACUGCUGCCCGCUUCUCAUUCCCUUAUCUGACCUGUAACCCACAGUGGAGCAUGGGCUGCUGUAAACCAGCCUCCUGCAAUCUGGCCUGCUGUGCUGAUAGUUUGCUACAAGCAGGGCCGGCGCUUUCAUUUAGGCGGCCUAGGCAAUCGCCUAGGGCGCCAGGAUUAUUGAUGGGUGGCGUUUUGCCGGAGGGGGCGGCAGGCGGCUCCGGUGGAGCUGCCGCAGUCAUGGCUGCAGACGGUCGGCUGCUCGCGUGGCUCUGGUGGACCUCCUACAGCCACGACUGCGGCAGCUCCACCGGAGCCCUGGGAGCAGCGCGCUGGGCAGCGAAAUUGCUGUGCGCCUAGGGCGCUAAAACCCUAGCGCCGGUCCUAGCUACGAGCAGACAGGAUCAUGCAGAAUCCAAUAGGAGAGGGUUAUAGGUGUCUCACUGCGGCCCUGUAAAAGCCUCGACCCAGUGUUCAUUAUUAAAUGCCCAAACUGGCAAAGUGCAUUGCGAAGCAUCUCCUGUGAAAUGCUGAGCACCUGAAUUUCCAUAUUGACUUUAGUGGGAGAUGAAAGUGUUCAAAAUCUAGUAGGAAGGGAUCCAUUAAGGUAGGUAGGAGAAAGGAGAAUUUGCUGGCUGCAGAGUAAGGGAUGCUAGAAAGAUUCUGGAUGCAGACUGUAGAGGUCACGGACCUGACAGGUUGAGUAGCAUUCUGUUAGAAGACCACCUCUGAAAGUCAAGAGCCAUUAAAGGAAAUGUUAUGGCUGUGCAAUGUCCAGCACAAUGCCUCCCCCCCCAAAUUCUGACAGGGGUCUUGGAGUGUUACUUGAAUACAAAUAAUGAUCAAUAAGUUGUUGUGUAUUAUACAAAGCAUUUCUGGAUGAGGUGGUUGUACUGAAGUUUUUAAGCCAUUAGAACAAAUUGAAAUACUUUGAUGUAUUCUGAUUUUCUUAAGACUAAACUGAAUGUAUUUGCCUACAGAGAGAUGCAAGUAAUAUAACUUUUGUUGAGAAAACAAAUAUCAGCACAGAAUAUUCAGUAGCAUUUGCAGAUGGGAAGAGGCAAGUUUUAUAUUUAGUUAUUGAAAAUACAUUGUGUUUUAAUGGUGACGUAUAAAUUGGAGCUUCGUGUUAUCCAUUUUCAGGAUGAAGUGUCACAUUAUAUAUGAAUUCUUAUGAAAUGGAUUCCUGCUUUGACCCAUUCCAGCCUAAACCGGCAGUCAUAGCAAGUAUAGUGGUUUAAGUGAUCCUUGCAAGCAGUUAAUUCAGUACAAAUCUUGGAAUAAGACUUAUUCAGUAUUGUUCAUGAAAAGGGCCCUGGAGAAAUCAUCUGAAAGAUAUUAGGACCUGAGUAUGCUAACCAUGUGCAAGGGUGACCCCUGUUGGUAGAAUUUAAAACCAGAUGUGGACAAAUCUCAUUUACCAUCCCUAUCUGGUAAACCAGUCUAUUGGCUUUUUUGUAGCUUCUGAUUUUAUAUCUAUGUAAUUAAGAAAUAUUAAAAAAGAAUAUCAAGACAACACAGAUCAAAACACUAAUUCAUUCUCUCUAUUUAUUUAUAUAUAUAUGUGUGUAUAUGUAUAUAUGUAAUGUGUGCAUAGAUACAUACACAUGUUGCCCAAGCUAUUUAUAUAAUUUAUGCUAAUAUGUAUGUGUAUUGUGUGCAUUUGAAAACUGUCCUGAGCAUCCAGUUUUUAUCUAAAGUAGACAGACUGGGCUGUGUCGUAGGAACAGGGACUUGGUUAGCUAGGCUACUUUUGUUCGAACUAUUCCAUGGGAACUACUUAGUGAAAACUGACCCUGCUUUUCCUUCCACCCUCUGAGCAGUAUUAAGGAAACAGGAUAUCAUUCACAGAGGGAGUUUACCAGGGAGGAAAGUGCUUACACAGGAAGUACCAUCCCUUCAAUCCUGUGUGAAUUUUGUGUCUACUGCCAGAAGAAAGUCAGGGGCAUUGUGGGAACAAACUAUUAGUCAAAAUGUCUCUGUCAUGAAUCAGCUAUUUUUUGUCAUCCCCUUUAAAUCAGACCUCACUAGAUCCCAGUCAAUCCAAUUAAACUCUUUAUGCAAAAUAUUACAUUUAUUGCAACAUGUUGGGGCUUGGAUUGUUAAAAUUUUCCUAAUAUCAGGUAGUCCAUGAGGAAAGAGUGGCAUGACCCAUUUUGUUUUUAUCAGGAUGGAUUACUACUGAUUAGCCUAAAAAAAAGAGUAAGAGUAACAGCAAAAUGAGGUCCUUUUGCUAGGAAAGGCUGAUGAGACAGGAUGUUCUGUCUUCCUGUGUGAAGGUGUGAGGAUUUUUGCAUGGUUGGAAAUGUUCUUGUGCUGAGAAAACAUCUUGCGUAGUUGAAGAGUAUUGUGUAAACUUUAUUCUGGAAUUUAUUUGAAAAAGAAAAAUAAUCCUGAAAACGAGGUUUGUCAAG
Messenger RNA from Gopherus flavomarginatus (Mexican gopher tortoise), 3659 nucleotides. RefSeq lists its product as uncharacterized. The record is from RefSeq and is a predicted model, not a curated record. Lineage: Eukaryota; Metazoa; Chordata; Testudines; Testudinidae. Bases 152 to 1012 code for a protein of 286 amino acids. The transcript has 3 exons.